AUGGAGCUGAAGAGAAGAAAGACCUUUAUAAAAUCCAGCCUGCAGCUUUCCCAUGAGAAAUCUCAGCCCCUAAUAACCACUGCCCAAACCAGAGAGGAUGCUGGAUUCUGGCCUAACUUGCUAGAUGGACAGCAAAAGUCCCACAAUGAGAAGGCCUUUCUGGCCAGCCCGCAGAUCCAAGAAUAUGAUAGAUUCUCCAAGAAGGGAGCACAAUUAGGCCCCAAGAAGAGGCCCACAGGCCUCUAUGAAACCACUUUCAAAAUGGAGCAAAAGAUCAAGACUUAUGACUGUGUUCUGGGGGCUAACACAGCAGCCACCAUCUCAGGGCCACUCAUAGGUAGUGCCAGUUUUCCUGGGCCUUCCAGCAGAUUGGUGUCUGCAAGCAACUGCAGUGGCCAGGACAUGAUUGACUAUCGCCACUUUGUGCCCCAAACGCCUUUUGUGCCUGCUGUGGCUAAGAGUAUACCCAGGAAGAGGAUUUCCCUGAAACACCCCAAGAAGUGCUUUAGAAACCUGCUCCACCUUUGCAGAAAUAAGACUGAGAGCUUGGCCUUCUUGGCAACUAAGGGUAAGGCCCUGUCCUUGCCUGAGGACUCACCAGAGGCUGAACAGAGGCUGAGAACAGCCAUCUUUCAUCUGGGAGAGAGCCCAGGACCAGAUAGCCUAUUCCAAGACCUGUCUGACGGUGAGCUCCCAUCUGAUUCUUCCUUUGACCUCUGCAGGGCACUAUGUGAAGAUGUGGCCUCACUUAAGAGCUUUGACUCUCUCACAGGCUGUGGGGAGAUCUUUGCUGAUGAGAGCUCAGUGCCAUGCUUGGAGCUGAAUGAGGGCUCUAAAAGUGCACCCCAGAAACCCCAGUCCUUCCAAAACAAGCAAUGUGCCCUGGUGGAUUUAUGGCUGGAGAUGCCCCAGGAGCCAAACACAGGCCAACCAAGACUGGAUGCAGCACAGCUGGCCCAGCUGCCUCUGUGCCCCUGUAGGAACCUUCAUAGUGACUCUAAAGUCAGCUCCACAGACAUUGGCACUCCCAAGAGUGAGCAGCCAGAAUCUGUGUCUACCAGUGAUGAGGGCUAUUAUGACUCCUUUUCUCCUGGCCUUGAGGAUGACAAGGAGGUGACCCUGAGCCUGGGCAUACCUGUGGCCACCUUCCUCCAGGAUAGCUAUAGUGGGGAUGCCCUCUAUGAGUUCUUCAACAACCCUUCUGAGGGCCUAGUCAGCCCAGCUCUGAAUGAGGGGCUGUGUGUAUCAGCGAGUGUGUCAGGGUCUGCCAUGGACACACCCGUGUCCAUAUGCAGCUUCCACGUUGGAGCUGAAGAGAACCUGGCCCCAUCACCUGCUCCUGAUAUACUUGGCCAGGGCUUCCUGCAGAGCUCAUGGAAGGGCAAGGAGUGCCUGCUGAAACUCUGUGACACAGAGCUCUCCAUCACCAUGGGCAUCGUCAACUGGCUCCGACGUUCUGGCCCUGAGUUCAGGGCUCCAUCUGCCCCAUCCUCUGGGUGCUCCUCAGUCCCACUUGGCCUCCAGGGAACUCUCAGAGGACUGGCAGAGAAGCUGAAUGGCAGCUCAGAGGAGGCAGGCCCAUGUGCAAAGAAUGUGGAGGGUAAUGGGAGGCAGCUCUCAGAUAUAGGCAGAGCUGCUGUAUGCACAGAGCCCACUGGGAAGGAACCGUGGACACCGCUGGAAACUGAAGGCCUGCCUACAAGACAAAAUAAGGCCCCAGGAAUGCAGCAGGAGUGGGGAGCCCACAGGAUGUCCAGGGCUACCUCUCUGGAGCACUUACAGGUCUCUGCAGAAGAGGACUUAUUUUCUCCCAUAGCAUCUGUGCUCACCAUGGCAGCAAACACUUCCAGCAAAAACAAGAUCUCAGACCUCCCUACCUGGACAGGAUCUGAGAAGGGACUCAGCCCCGCUAUGAACCUGGGGUAUCUACAAGGCCCCUGGACACUGGACACUCUUGAGCAAGAACCCUCCCUGAUGGACUGUGUGGCCAAAGUGGAAGCUCUCCAUUUUCAUCAGGACAGUUAG
Molecule: messenger RNA, 2025 nt
Organism: Elephantulus edwardii (Cape elephant shrew)
Lineage: Eukaryota; Metazoa; Chordata; Mammalia; Macroscelidea; Macroscelididae
Product: APC membrane recruitment protein 3-like
Exons: 1
Coding region: 1-2025 (674 amino acids)
Biological process (GO): regulation of canonical Wnt signaling pathway
Cellular component (GO): plasma membrane
Molecular function (GO): phosphatidylinositol-4,5-bisphosphate binding; beta-catenin binding
Source: RefSeq, a predicted model, not a curated record